UGCUGUCAAUAUCGUAAUAAUUGUUUGAAUAAAAAUAGGUAUUUUAGCAUAUUCGAUAUAAAAAAUGUUAUAAUAAAUAUAUGUACCAGUUUUAGAAGUACUCUAUUAUCAAGCCUUACAUUCGAUAAGGACAAAAAUAGACUUUUCCGACGAAAUGUCAAAGUGGCAAUCUGAGAGAAGUAUCCACGAAAUGCUGAAAGACACACCACCGUUGCGCGAGUCUAGCGAUUCCAUAACAUCGGGAACAGAGGCCAAGUUCCCGACAUCUCGAUCCAUGCCUUUUCCACCGGCUUACGCUCCACCGGAUGUGUCACAGAAUGGUGCAGCUGGCAAUAGUACAUUGUUGCGUGCAGGCUCCACCAAGAUAGAGUCCAUCAAAAACUGGAGUGUCUCUACAUACAAGUGUACCAAGCAGCUAUUGUACGAAAAGCUUGGCAAGAGUUCACGGACUGUAGACACAGAGCUGGAGGCGCAGAUCGAGAUGCUGCGCGAGACGCAGCGCAAGUACAGCGGCGUGCUGCGCCUCAGCGCCGCGCUCACGGCGCAGCUCGCGGCCGCCGCCGCCACGCAGCGCGCGCUGGGCGAGGCCUUCGCCGACCUCGCGCAGAAGUCGCCCGAGCUGCAGAACCAGUUCUUGUACAACGCCGACACGCAGCGCUCGUUGACGCGCAACGGCGAGACUCUGCUGGCCGCGUUACACUUCUUUAACAACGCUCUGAACACGCUCACCAACAAGACCAUGGAGGACACGCUGCUCACCAUACGGCAGUACGAAGCCGCGCGCGUGGAGUACGACGCGUACCGCAGCGAGCUGGAGGCCAGCGGCGGCAACCCGCCCGAGCUGCUGCUGGCCAACAUCGAGCGGCACCGGCGCCACUACGAGCGCCUGCGGGACGACUCCGCCGUCAAGCUCAAGCUGUUGCACGAGAACCGGGUAAAAGUGAUGAACAAACAACUUCUACUUUUCCACAAUGCUGUGUCGGCUUACUUCAGCGGCAAUAACGUCGCUCUCGAAGCAGCCGUGCGGCACUUCAGCGUACCGGGGGUUCCCUCACAACACAACAGCCACCCUCCACUGCCCACCACACAAACCCCACUCCCCUCCACCAAUCCUCCGCGGACUGCAUAGGACUUCGCCCCGCCUACUUACUGAGCUUCCAAGUUCAGUGUUCAGUAAAGGUAAGACAGUAGAAAACGUCUAAGUUGGAAAUCAUGUCAACUGUAGCUAAUAAUGCUACUGAAAAUGUUUACUGAAUUUUAUCAUGUAAUCUAUGCCCAUCGUAUUGUACCGUGUUGUGCAACAGUUAAUACUUCUAAGGACCCACAAGUAGAGUUAACUUAGACCCUAUAUUUUUUUAAACUAGGAACCAAAAAUUGCGCUUACAAUAUUCGAUUACUUUUGCAAUCAAAUAUGUUUACAAAUAGGUAGAUAGUGAUAAUUAUAUUUAAAAAGACAACAAGUAUUCCCCCCCAGCUUUUUUAUGAUGAUGCAAGUUAUUUUAAUAAAUGAAGCUUAACUCCAUUGUUCAAGUUGUUCAUCUCGAAUAUUCUAAAAUACUGUGACAUUUAUAUAGUUAUAAAGAUAUCACAAGUUCUCUCUAGUCAACGACACUAUUUUCUAAAACUUAAACUAUUCAGAGCACUGUAUAUUGCACGAAUAAUAUAAAAAUACAAUACGUAUUUAAUUUGUGAAUAUAUAAUUGGUUUAUUCUUUAUGCUCUUUAUCUUUUAAUAUUAUAAGAAAUCAUAUUAUUUACAUAUGUAACAAAUAGUAUUAUGAUUGUACCUAAAAUUGGCUUAUACAUAAUCUAGUGAAUAUUUUCAUUCCAUAACUUAUUGCUUUGACCAUGCAAUCGUUUCGUAGCUUAUGUGUAGUAUGAUAUAAAUUAUUGUAUUCUGUCAUCUUAUGUAGCUCAAAUUUAUCCUUCCAUUGAAGUUCUGUAUAAUGGUGUUCAAUAAGUAAGUUUAAUGUAUCUAUUGUUACAUUGAUAUCAAUAUAUAAUUAUCAAUAAUCAGAAUAUGUAAAUGGGAUCUCACUUAUGUCCUAGUUGUGUGUAUGAUGUAUUGAAGUAUUAAUAGCCGUAACAUCAUAUGGGACCUGUACGUAAUAGCUUUUUUAUUAUUGAAUAUUUACCAGAAUAUAUCAUUUUUCAAAAUCAGAUAAUAAAUGUUGUUUGUAUUCCUAUGUAUAUGUAAUUAAUUAAGUACUUAUAGUGAUUUGAAAGUUUAGUUACUGUGAUCAUGAAUGUAUUCUGUAAAAUGUUGAGUUUUGUAACUAUUGAAUUGAAAUCAUGAAAUUUAAGACUGUUUAUUGCUAGCUUGAAAGAUAUUUUAACCCAAAGAUCAAAUAAACAUUUGAUAGAAUUAUUUUAUUUUAUAAAAUAGAAAUGUAUUUCUAUCUAAAAGCUUUUAUGGAUAGGUCAUUAGUUUAGUUAUAACUUAUAAUAAAUGACAAUAUAUAUUUGGAAGGCAAAGAACCUAGCUUAAACUUAGAUAGAGGCUUUGGAGCAAUCCCGAGUAGCUAGUCAAACUGCAUUAUGUUAUUACUAUUAACUAUAA
This is a messenger RNA of Vanessa atalanta (red admiral), 2559 nucleotides long. RefSeq names its product arfaptin-2 (gene Arfip). Gene Ontology annotation, cellular component: trans-Golgi network membrane. The transcript has 7 exons. The record is from RefSeq and is a predicted model, not a curated record. Gene Ontology annotation, biological process: regulation of Arp2/3 complex-mediated actin nucleation; intracellular protein transport. Gene Ontology annotation, molecular function: phospholipid binding; protein domain specific binding. NCBI's taxonomy places the organism in Eukaryota, Metazoa, Arthropoda, Insecta, Lepidoptera, Nymphalidae. The coding region runs from base 155 to 1129 and encodes 324 amino acids.